CUGCAGCAAUAAACACAGCCCACCCAGUCCUCAGCUAGCUGCACCUUCCUACGUGCUACACGCUGCCCCCUUUUUCAUACAAGGCUCAAUGUCGCGAGCGCCCCAAGCGAAACAAGGGAAAGAAAACUAGCUAGUCAGACAGAGAAACACCACGCAACCGGUCGAUCGAAACGGCCAGCCGGCUGGCGGCUGCAGCCAUGGGCGGCACGUCGCGCAGCAGCAUCGGGCACAUCCUGCCGGGCACGGGCUUCUUCGCCGUGGGCCUGUGGCACCUGUUCAACCACAUCCGGCUCUUCUCCCUGCGCCCGGACUCGUACGUGGCGCCCGUCUGGUUCCCCGUGCCGCGCGCGCGCUGGCGCUACCUGGAGCCGGCCCUCGUCAUCGCCGGCAGCGCCCUCGAGUUCGCCAUGGAGAUGUUCGUCGACCACUCCACCUUCCUCCCCUUCGACGCCGACGGCUCCAUCCCCGCGGACCGCCUCCACAACCACGAGCACGCCAUCAUCUGCCUUUCGCUCGUCGUCUACGCCGGCGCCGCCGUCCACCUCGACCGCCGCCGCUCCUCCCGGGGGCGCCCGGCCCCGGGCGCCCGCGCGCUCUGCCUGCUCCUGGCGUCCGUCGUCUUCGCGCAGGAGCUGCUCGUCUUCCACUUCCACUCCACGAAUCACGCGGGCGUCGAGGGGCAGUUCCACUGGUGCCUCCAGGCCGUCGUGGCCGCGUGCCUCGCCACGUCGCUCCUCGGGAUCGGGUUCCCCAGGAGCUUCGCCGUGAGCGUCGCCCGGUCGGCGUGCGUCAUGUUCCACGGGGUCUGGCUCGCGGUCAUCGGGGCCAUGGUGUGGGUCCCGGCGCUGGUGCCCAAGGGGUGCUACCUGGUGCGGGUGGACGGCCGCGACACGGUGCGCUGCCGCGGCGAGGCCAGCCUUCGCCGGGCCAAGGCGCUCGUCAACCUGCAGUUUGGUUGGUACCUGUCCUUCCUGACGGUGUUCGUCCUUGCUAUGUAUUUGUACGUCUGCAGCAGGUACCCUGCCCACCAAGCGUACGCGCGGCUCCCGACGGUAGCCGGCGGCGAGGAGGAAGGUCACGUGGAGGAGGCGCGCAAGUGUGGAGCGCCGCGCGACGGCGGCGGCGACGUGCAUGGCGACUUCGCGUCAUUGGAGAUUGAGGUGUAAAUUAGUGCUCUCAAAUGUCAAGUGCAUGCAUGGUACGGAGUACUAGCGAGCAUACAGUCCUGCAGAUGCAGUGUACAAUGCUUGCUCGAACAUAUACAGUAUAUAUUCAUGAAUCGAUCGGUUCUUACGGGCCUGCUUAA
Messenger RNA from Brachypodium distachyon (stiff brome), 1306 nucleotides. RefSeq lists its product as uncharacterized. Lineage: Eukaryota; Viridiplantae; Streptophyta; Magnoliopsida; Poales; Poaceae. The coding region runs from base 198 to 1166 and encodes 322 amino acids. The transcript has a single exon. The record is from RefSeq and is a predicted model, not a curated record.